UGUGCGAGCAGGCAAUUCAGUAACACAAAUGCGCUCGAACGUGCGCUGGAACGAGAGAAGCGGCAACCAUUGACGAUUCGGACAAUUUGCCAGUUGUCAUCCAACUGGACGUCUUUAUGGUGUACAGGGGACGUGAAAAUUUCGUGUGUGUUCAAAACAAAGUAGCGGGAAUCGCGGGAGUUUGGUGUGGCGUGUGCUAAAUGAUUGAAUUAAUUUGAAACGUUCGGAGACAGUUGUUUUGUGCGAGCGUCAGGACGAGAAAAAAAGUGACUUGAAAAUGCCGUGGCUCUACAAAAAGAAGCUCCUGUCGCCGGCACAGUUGAAGAGGCUCACGGAGCACAAGUACUCCUGCACCAGUAUCAGCUUAUUGGAUCCGUUCCUGCAGCCUUGGUGGUGUUGGCUCGUGUCGAAAACGCCACUCUGGCUGGCUCCCAAUUUGAUAACGAUCGUCGGGCUGGCAGUAAACAUCAUAACAACUUUAAUACUAAUUUCGUACAGUCCAGACGGUAAAGUUUUUCCACCGAGAUGGGCGAGCGGUUUGUGCGGACUGGGCUUGCUAAUCUAUCAAAGUUUAGAUGCAAUCGAUGGUAAGCAAGCUCGCCGCACAAAUUCAUCUUCGCCAUUGGGAGAAUUAUUCGAUCACGGCUGCGAUUCAGUAUCAACAAUAUUCGUUGCCCUAUCAGCAUGUAUAUCGUGUCAAUUAGGCGUAUAUCCAAAUUGGAUGUUUUUUCAGUGCUUUUGCGCUAUAAUUUUAUUUUAUUGUGCACAUUGGCAAACAUAUGUAUCAGGGACGCUACGAUUCGGUAAAGUCGAUGUAACUGAAGCCCAAAUUACGAUUGUUGGAAUACACAUGAUCUCAAUGUUUUUUGGACCAGAUAUAUGGCUUGCAAAGAUAAUUGGUAGUCUUGAAUUAUGGACAACAAUGGCUGCAAUGACUAUUGUUUGUGGCUUUUGGUCGUUAUGGCACAUAGGUGCAGUUAUAUUGGCUGGCGGAGUUGGAAAGAAUGGUUCGACAGUAGCAAUACCAAUGAUUGGCUUGACGUGGAAUCAUGUGCCAGUUCUUUCCUUCUCUUUUGGUUACUUUCAAGUGUUUCUCUCGUUUUUGAAUAGUUUUGUCAUUGGUGGAGUCGGAAAAAACGGUUCAACUGUCGCCCUACCAUAUUUGGAGUGGGAUUCUAGAUUGGUUCCACUUUAUUUUGCAUUUGCAGUCGAUAUGAUGUUGGCAUUACGUUAUGUUAAAGUGAUAUUUACUGGUGGCUGUGGUAAAAAUGGAUCAACCGUUGCAGGGACAAGCGUCCUAUCACCGAUUAUACCUUUAUUUUUGGUAGUAGUUCCGGCAUUUAUAAUUGCGCAGAAAUCUCAAGACCAUAUUUUUGAAGUAUAUCCAUCCUUGUAUAUAAUCACAUUUGGUCUGGUGGCUGCAAAGGUUACGAAUAAAUUGGUGAUUGCACAUAUGACCAGAAGUGAAAUGGAAUACUCGGAUUGGGGUCUUUUAGGACCUUUAUUGUUAUUUUUAAACCAAUAUUUCAACAAUUUCAUCCCAGAAAUUUAUAUAUUAUGGUUCGCAUUCUUUUGGGGACUACAGGAUUUGUGUAGAUAUUGCACUCAGAUUUGCUUGGAAAUAUGCGAACAUCUGAAAAUACAACUUUUCCGGAUACCGUACCCUCCGAAACCACCACUAACUGUAAGCCAAGGAACAAAUGCCCCACCAGUGGAUGGUAACAUUUACUCAUCAUCGCACGACAAAAACGGUACACACGGACAUCAGCAUCGUAAACAAAAUAAACUUAGUAAAAAGCAACAACACGUACACUAGAGACUAACUAAAAUAACGAAUAACAGUAUUUAUUGUAAUUUUAGAAAUUGAAAAGCGCUGUUGAUUCUCUUCUUUCUUUGUUGUUGUUUGGAAUAAUGGAAAAUGAUAAUUUUUUUUGCGAGACACAAAUUAAAAUUUUAUAUCUGAAAAGAUUUAAAAAUAUAUUUAUAUACACAUGAUGUGAAGACAUACAUUCAAGGGAAAAUAUGAGACGUUCAGGGUGCCCACUUGUACAUGUAUAUUUUUUUUUUGGUUCUCAUUCUAGCUUCGUUUUAAGUUACCGUGUAUUGAGAGAGUCGCUCGACUUUCUAAGGACUGAAUUAAGACUUUUUUUGUUCAGAUGAUUGAAAUGAUAUGCCAGAAGAAAGCUUGCCGGUAAUAAACGUCCGUUGAAGGUUGUCCAAAAGAAUAUAACAUGGGGUUGCGGACAUUGUUUCAUACUUGAAGAUGUUUGGUCCUAUUUUCAUCCUAUGGAUUGUAGGAGGUUAAUUCUAAGGAGAUUUCUGUAUUGAAUUAAUACUUUGGAGAUUCUUUUCGUUUAGGUUUUUAAGGAUCUAUCCAGAAACUCUCAUCUGUGGCUCACUAAUAAAUAAAGCACUUCAUUGUUAACAGUUUUAUGUUAUUUGUUACAACUGAUGCCAAUGUGAAAUAGAAAUUAAAAUUUUAGUUUUGAACCUGUUUUGGCAAAAUUGAAGUUGGCAUAGUUUUGGUUCAAAUUUGCGAAGAGGUUUUCUAUAUUUGGUGAUUUAAAUUUUGUGGAAUCAAUAUAUUUGUAUCAGAGAAUUUCAUACUUCAUUUUCUUCGUUUUAUUAUUAUUUAAAUCAAAGAACAACAUCUUGACGCAAAUUUCCCUUUUUGCGUUCUACUAUUGCUUAAGAAGUACGAACUACUUAUUUUUGUUACGAUAGCAUGCACAAUAUUUCGACAAGAAGAACGAAACGUAAUUACUGGCUUUAAAAGACAGUAGUAGUGCAGGCGUUUCAAUAAACGCUUACCAAAUUUAAGUUCCAAAUUUCCUUCGAAUAGUUUUUUCCCUUGUGAUAAUUUGUAAAGGGUAAAACUGUUGAACUGAAAAUAAGACAGCUGAUUUAGUGAAUCUUAGAAUGAGUCAUCGUUAAGAGGAAUAAUAAGCUAUUGUUUCGCAUAAAAUAAAAAAAAAUAAAUUGUUCAAUUUAACUCAUAUUGAAAAUUAGUUAACAUGGAAAUGUGAUGUGACUUAUCGCUCUAUCCAUAUUUGUAACGUUUGGUCUUAAAAGAAAGAAAAUUGAAAAUGCAGACAUAGUUUUCACGAAAAAAAAGAAUUGAUAAAGUAACUCAGAGGAAUGAAUUUUACACGGACUGGCUAAAUAACAUUGGUAUGCCUUCCAUAUCCAUUUUUAAGAAAAAGCGAUAGUUAUAGCAUCGAAACCCUGACUGGAAUAAUCAUCAUAGCCUUCAAAGCUUACCAGCUAAAAAAUCCAAACUGAACAGCAUAAAAAUGUAUUGCAAAGUCGAUUAGCAUAUUGCCUCCGAUUCAUUUCUACGAUGUGUGUAACAAACCAUAACUAGCCAAAUUAAACAAUAAGCUUCAUCCCAAAUAUAUUUACUUGGAUAAAACAAAAAAUAGUUAUAACAAUUUUCUACCUUCAGUGCGUGCGCCGUCGAGUUUUUGCGCAUUUCAUUUGCUAUGAUCCAAAUAGAUAGACCACUACAAAAAGAUACUAUUUCAUAUUGAGUGUAAAAUACGUUAAUGUAAAUAUUACCUAUAAUACUACAUUGCUACUGUAGAAGCAUAGUAAGAAAAUGAAGAGUUAGUCAUUGUCGUUCAAUAUACGCAUACAUACUAUAUUUUUGUGAUUGUCUAACGAAGAAACCAAUGUUAGUCGACGAUGUCGUGAAACAAUACUGCUGUAGGUGUAGUGAUAUAGUAUAUUCAAGAUGUUUUUAGAAGCAAGAAGAAUAAAUAAAUGUUUGUAAUAAUAUUGAAAUCGAAGUGAAUAAAGACCUCGUAUGGAAAAUUUUUGAAUGGAUAUUACAAUAAA
This is a messenger RNA of Hermetia illucens (black soldier fly), 3837 nucleotides long. RefSeq names its product cholinephosphotransferase 1 (gene bbc). Gene Ontology annotation, molecular function: ethanolaminephosphotransferase activity; diacylglycerol cholinephosphotransferase activity. The transcript is spliced from 9 exons. Gene Ontology annotation, cellular component: Golgi apparatus; endoplasmic reticulum membrane. The record is from RefSeq and is a predicted model, not a curated record. Gene Ontology annotation, biological process: phosphatidylethanolamine biosynthetic process. Bases 278 to 1816 code for a protein of 512 amino acids. NCBI's taxonomy places the organism in Eukaryota, Metazoa, Arthropoda, Insecta, Diptera, Stratiomyidae.